UUUCUGAGCUCUAUCUGGGUCCGGUUUAGUCCUCAUGGAGCUCAUCUGAACUCCAAUCUCUUAUCUCCUCCACUCAAGGAGCUCAUGGGUCAGUUCCCAAUCCCAUCAUCAUCAACCUCCAAUCUCCCAACUCCCUCAUCCGUGACCACCAUCAUCAACAGCCACCUCCAUCAAAAACCUCAACAACGGCAUCAACACCUUCACAUCACCAAUCCCAUUACACCCACAAGAAGAGCUUUAACCUUCUCCUUAAUCCCAACAGUCCUUUUUCCUCCCUCAUCCUCUUCAGCUUCUUCACUUCCUAAACAGACAACAACCCCUUUGGAGCCUUACAUUGAUAACGCAAAUGGGUUUUCUCUCCUUAUCCCUUCUUCUUGGACUAAGGUUGAGAAAGCUGGAGCUACUGCACUUUUUGAAGAAGAAGGGAAAGGGAGUAGUAAUAAUAUUGGGGUUGUGGUUAGUCCUGUUAGGCUUGCUUCCUUGAGGGAUUUUGGGAGUCCACAGUUUGUUGCUGCCAAGCUCAUUCAAGCUGAGAGGAAAAAGGAAAGCACAAAGCAAGCUGAAGUCGUAUCCUUUACUGAAAGACUAGGACACAGUGAUCUGCCGAUAUAUGAGUUCGAGUACACGGUAGAUAGCACUCGAGGAGGGAUGAAGAGGAUAUUCUCAGCUGCGUUCGUUACCUCGAAAAAACUUUAUCUUCUCAAUAUUUCUCACUCAGACAAACCUGACAACCCCUUGGACAGCAAAACUCGAACAGUCCUAGAACAAGUUCUUCAUUCUUUUGAUACUACAUUGUAGCAAGAAGCAAAUCACUUGCCUUUUCUUUUACCCUUCCAUUUCAAUUGUAGCUUGUUCUUCAAACAUCAUAAGCCGAAGCAGGGAGUUUCAAAUGCAAAUGCAAUGAGUUGUUUGGAACAAUUUCAGGUCUGGCUUGAAAUAACUUUUCGAGAUUACUAUAUUCUGAUGCUUUAGAUAAAGAUUUUUUGAAUAUUUGAUGGUGCAUGUUAAGCUUGGAUGUCUGAAGUUGUAGCUUAUCUUCGUACCGAAGGAUUGACAAAGAUAUCUUGUCGCAUAUUUGAAUUGUAUCGUUAUGCAUAGUUCUUGAUGUAAUUUAGGAUCAGUCUAUAUCAAACUGUUCUUUAUUGUUUCGCA
Molecule: messenger RNA, 1152 nt
Organism: Asparagus officinalis (garden asparagus)
Lineage: Eukaryota; Viridiplantae; Streptophyta; Magnoliopsida; Asparagales; Asparagaceae
Product: psbP domain-containing protein 2, chloroplastic
Exons: 3
Coding region: 85-798 (237 amino acids)
Biological process (GO): photosynthesis
Cellular component (GO): extrinsic component of membrane; photosystem II; photosystem II oxygen evolving complex
Molecular function (GO): calcium ion binding
Source: RefSeq, a predicted model, not a curated record